Talaromyces stipitatus ATCC 10500 is the source of this 1644-nucleotide messenger RNA. Its product is annotated as arginine permease, putative. The record is from RefSeq and is a predicted model, not a curated record. Gene Ontology annotation, biological process: amino acid transmembrane transport. Gene Ontology annotation, molecular function: amino acid transmembrane transporter activity. Gene Ontology annotation, cellular component: membrane. NCBI's taxonomy places the organism in Eukaryota, Fungi, Ascomycota, Eurotiomycetes, Eurotiales, Trichocomaceae. Bases 1 to 1644 code for a protein of 547 amino acids. The transcript has 7 exons.
AUGGCUUCAAUAAUAAACAACACGACAUCAUCAUCACGAUUUGCAGAUGUCGAGACCACCGUCAUCACAAAGCGGCCUUACGAAUCUGCUGAGGAAGAAGGUGAAGAAGAGCUGGUCAAGGACAUCAGUGGAGAUGUGAUUGACCAUGGACUUCGACGGGGGCUAAAAGGCCGGCAUUUUGUGCUCAUUGCUCUGGGGUCGAUCAUUGGGCCUGGAACAUUCUACGGGUUAGGAUACGCUCUGUAUCUCUCUGGUCCUCUAGGAUUGUUAAUCGGCUUCGGACUCAUUGCAAUUGCUGUCUGGAUACUGAUGCAGUGCGUCGGAGAAGUCACGGCAAUGUUUCCGGUUCACGGUGGUUUCAUUGAGCAUGCAAAUCGUUUCGUAGAUCCUGCACUGAGCUUCGCACUUUCGUGGCUUUACUACAUCAUGUGGAGUAUUUAUCUGCCGGCUGACUGGAACGCAGCAGUACUCAUCCUGGAAUUCUGGGUCCCAGAUAGCAAAAUGCCAUCGUGGGCAUGGUACCUAAUCUUCUGGGCUUUCUUUAGCGUCAUAACGACACUCGGAGUACGCGUUUACGGUGAAUUGGAAUAUAUUUUCGGCAUGUUCAAAUUCUGUUCACUGAUCGUCCUAUUCUUCAUAUCUAUUCUCGCCAAUGUUGGAGCCUUUGGAGGCGGUUAUGUGGGAUUUAGAUACUGGACACCUCCAGAUGGUCCCAUCAUUAACGGCAUCAACGGAUUCGGUCAAGUCUUUAUACUUGCUGCAACUUACUACGUUGGGACUGAGGUCAUAUCACUCGCGGCUGGGGAAUCAAAGAAUCCUCAGCGUGAUGUGCCUGCUAGUAUGAGCUCUAUUACGUACAGAAUCCUUGUCGUUUACAUGGGUAUGGCCUUUUUCCAAGGUCUCAUCUGCCCAUCGUCAGCAGACGGCCUGAUACACGCCGACUCCGCUGUGGCAAGUUCACCAUUCACUAUAGGAUUUGAACUCGCCGGCUGGAAAACCGCCGGCCAUUUUGUCAAUGCGAUUAUUAUAAUUGCUUUCCUUUCAGCUGGCAACGGCGUGGUCUACGUCCAGUCACGAACUCUCUUUACCAUGGCCUUGACGGGAAAGGCUCCAGCAAUUUUUAAGACAACUAGCAAAAGAGGAGUGCCUUAUGUCGCCAUCUUAUUCUCUAAUCUAUGGGGCUUCCUUGCCCUAAUGAACCUCUCCGUCGACGCCGGAACUGUCUUCACCUAUUUCAACUCUGUCAGCGGCACAGCGGCUUACUUCACUUGGAUAAUCAUUAUGCUCACCUUCUUACGUGUGCGCAGUGGCUUGAAUGCUCAGGGAAUCGACCCAAAUACACUACCCUAUCGUGCAAAGGGUAGUAUCUGGAUAUACCGACUUACGUUGGCUUUCUUCGUGUUUCUACUUCUCAUCCAAGGAUUCACAUCUUUCACAGAUGGGUUCCAUUAUAAGAUCUUUGUCUCUUCAUAUAUCACAAUACCGACCUUCAUUAUUUUGUUCUUCGGAUACAAGUUUUAUCAUGGGACACGAUGGCUCCGAGCACACGAAAUCCCCUUAGCAGACCGCAACGUUUACGACGCAGCCCUAGAUCUGGGAAAGCCGAAAGGAUGGAAGAAGAUUGGCGAUUUGCUUAAAAAUUAA